AUGCACAAGGAGCAAGGACCUAUAACAGAGCCUAUAAUCUCUACACAUCACCAGACCAUCACCAGAGAUAUACUCACAAACAACACCAAAAUAAUGGAGAGAUACAGCGACAACAGAAGAUUGGACAUACACGCGUCUGUACUACACCCCGCCCGUCCGCCCGCGCUCAGGCUUGGACGCCCGCCCGCCCGUGCUCAGGCCUGGACGCCCGCCCGCCCGCGCUCAGGCCUGGACGCCCGCCCGCACGCCCGCCCUCGCUCUGGCCUGGACGCCCGCGCUCAGGCCUGGACGCCCGCGCUCAGGCCUGGACGCCCGCGCUCAGGCCUGAACGCCCGCCCACGCCUGGACGCCCGCCCACGCUCAGGCCUGGACGCCCGCCCGCCCGCCCGCGCUCAGGCCUGGACGCCCGCCCGCGCUCAGGCCUGGACGGCUGCCCGCCCGCCCGCGCUCAGGCCUGGACGGCUGCCCGCCCACCCGCGCUCAGGCCUGGACGCCCGCCCACCCACCCGCUCGCCCGCGCUCAGGGCAGGACGCACGGCUGCUCACACUCAUACCCUGACGCAAUACACCCCGCCCACACCCAUACCCUGA
Procambarus clarkii (red swamp crayfish) is the source of this 591-nucleotide messenger RNA. Lineage: Eukaryota; Metazoa; Arthropoda; Malacostraca; Decapoda; Cambaridae. The record is from RefSeq and is a predicted model, not a curated record.